Molecule: messenger RNA, 772 nt
Organism: Rhinopithecus roxellana (golden snub-nosed monkey)
Lineage: Eukaryota; Metazoa; Chordata; Mammalia; Primates; Cercopithecidae
Product: translation initiation factor IF-2-like
Exons: 2
Source: RefSeq, a predicted model, not a curated record
GCAAUUGGAGUCUUUGAGGCGAAUACGAGGCUGGGGCCGGUUACCGACCGGCCGCUUCUUGCCGAGGCACUCCAGGCUUUUCCCCUGGCGGUGGCCGCUGCGAGACAGCAUCUGUCAACGCUCUUCUUUUCCCCUCCUCCUCUGGACGGGCCGGGCUCCGCCGGCUGCGGCCGAGAGGACGCGGGACCCGGCGCGGUGAGCCCAUCAGCUGUCAGGCGAGCGGCGAAGCGGCCGGAGGGCGGCGAGAGACACACAAAGAACGCAGUGGGCGGCGGCGGCGAAAGGGGGCGGCAAAUUCGGGACGGCAACUCCUCUCCGCGCCCGCCGGUGCCACCGCCGCCCGGGCUUGGUCCGAGGCCGCGCAGACAAUGCGGCCGGGCCCCAGAGUGCGGGGCGCCUGCGCUCCCCAGAUCCCAACUUGACCGUCACCCUGCUCGCCCAGCCCCCUCCCGGGAUAGGGACGCCCCCCUCGUUCCGGCACGGGCGAAGGAAGUCUGUCCGCGGCCGCGUAGCCCGGCAACUUGCAAGCCGGGAAAAGUUUGCGGCGCCUCCGCGGGGCGGCGCGACACUGCCCGCCCCACGCGUCCGCGGUCACCGAGGGUGACUUUCUCGACUCGUCGUCAGCCGGGGCCGCAGCGCGGCCGGCGAGGACUGCGGGGAGGGCCGGAGUCGGUCCGAGGGCUCCCGCACCUCGGGCUGCGGGAACAUUAAAAAGCUCCCCAGAUGCUCACUGCUCUCAUCAUUUCCCCUACAGCACCAGACAUGUUGGCAU